CUGCAAGACCGGGUCACCUUAGCCACACUCAAUUGCUCCGAAGUUGAAAGCCACCUUGUGACAACGUGAUCACGAUGUCUUCAAACCAUAUGGCCGACCUUCGUUUCUUCGUUCUUGACUACCAUGAAUCUUUCAGACGAGGAUAAGAGGGAAAUCGGUCAGCACUUCGUUUUCGGAUUUCAUGGACAUGAAAUCAGUGAGGAUGCAAAGGAACUCAUCGAGAAGUAUCAUGUUGGGAACAUCAUCCUCAUGAAACGGAACGUACAAAGUGUGAAGCAGGUGCACGCGCUUGUUCAAUCUUUGCAGCAGUGCGCAAGAGAUGCUGGUCAUGCGCAUCCUCUGAUGAUUGGGAUCGAUCAAGAGAAUGGCCUCGUAUCCGCGUUCAGCUCAACUGCAAAGUAUCAGGCUGGGACACAGUUCCCAGGGGCUAUGGCAAUCGCUGCUACCGGUGAUCCAAAAUAUGCCAAAGAAUGCUCAGAGGCUUCAGCUCGCGAGAUGAAAGCUGUUGGCAUCAAUUGGUCCUAUUCCCCGGUAGGAGAUGUGAAUUCUGACCCGCAGAACCCGGUCAUUGGUGUUCGCUCUUUUGGAGAUGACCCUACAAAAGUUGCGCGAUAUGCGAAGGCGGUUGGUGAUGGCCUCACACAAGGUGGUGUCGCACCGUCCGCGAAACAUUUUCCAGGGCACGGUGAUACAAACAUCGACUCGCAUCUUGGUCUCCCCGUCAUCAAGAAAAGUCGUAUCGAGUUGGAUCAAACAGAGUUGAAACCUUUCAAGGAACUGAUCGACGCUGGCAUCGCCAGCAUCAUGACGGGGCAUAUGGUUAUCCAGGCCUUGACUGGUGACAGUGAGACUCCAGCUUCCCUUUCACGAGCUGUGACUACGACACUCUUGCGGGAGGAGCUGCACUUUGAAGGAGUGGUCGUGACGGAUUGUCUAGAAAUGAAUGCGGUGAAGGAGAGACAAGGCGGCGUACCACGUGGUGCUGUGGAAGCAUUAGCGGCCGGUGCAGAUGUGGUAAUGGUUUGCCAUACUAUGGCGUUGCAUAGGGGAGCGAUGGAGGCCACCUAUGAGGCAGUCCAGAAGGCCGAACUGAAUAUGGACGAGCUGAGGAAAAGUGGAGAAAGGAUUAUUGCGCUGAAACGGGAAUUCGCUGGGACAUGGGACGACGUGCUUGGAAAGCCAUUUGACGAGAAGGCGAUGAAUGCGUUGCAGGCGACGAACAAGAAACUGAGCAAGGAAGCAUACGCAAAGUCCACCGCGCUAAUUUCUGGAUCUCUCCCUGUGUUUUCUUCAGGCAAGAUUGUGGUGAUGACACCAGUCGUGGAAAGCCUAAACGCAGCAGUGGAUGAUGCGGAAGGUGUGCAACGCACCGACAAUGGCCACGUCCGGAAUACGGCAGCACCUUACUACAUGUCUUUUGCGGAGUCUGUGCAACGCCGCACUGCAGAUGUCGAACAUUUGGUUUAUGCAGCUGAUUUUGACUGCAGAAGAGAUUUUGGCGAAGGAAUUGUGUUCGUGACACGCAAUGCGGAUCGUGGCGCUUGGCAACUGGAUGUCUUGGAGAGAGUCAGGACGCAGGCCAGUGGAGUACCGGUCGUGGUACUGGCGAGCUGCGCACCGUAUGAAUUGUUCUCUAGGAGGGUCUUGGGUGUGCAGGCAUGCGUGGCGAGCUUCGAGUACACCAGUGAAGCGUUGGAAGCUGCUGCGAAAGUUAUUUUUGACGGGAUUUCUCCGGUGGGGGAGUCGCCUGUUAGCAAUAUUCGAGGACAAUAAGCUUGGUUGCUAGAAAAUUAUGUACAUAUGUACCGCAGACUCUGCCAAGCAGUACGAGCGUCUUCGAAAUUUUGCUAUGCUCGUCGUUGACUUCACACGCACGACUCGCGUCGAAACGGUGCACCACCCUAAGCGUUUGUCGCAAUGCUAUACUUAUAAUCAGCAGGCUCUUGUGCAAAGUGCAGAUAAAGCUUCCUCAUCCAUGAUAUCCAUGGCAGCCACCCAGCUCCUUUUCCUACCAACGGAGAAGGAAUUUGAGCGCGAUAAAGCAAAGCAGCAACAAGUCACCUCGAGCAGAGACGUUGAUUUUGUCAUCGACAAAUAUGUACGUCUUGAGUACU
Molecule: messenger RNA, 2114 nt
Organism: Suillus clintonianus
Lineage: Eukaryota; Fungi; Basidiomycota; Agaricomycetes; Boletales; Suillaceae
Product: glycoside hydrolase superfamily
Exons: 9
Coding region: 124-1773 (549 amino acids)
Biological process (GO): carbohydrate metabolic process; peptidoglycan turnover
Molecular function (GO): hydrolase activity, hydrolyzing O-glycosyl compounds
Source: RefSeq, a predicted model, not a curated record